AUGAACUGUUCAUAUGUGCAGAAGGUGCAGUUUGGAACUCAAAUGCUUGAGAAAAAAGCUAAGGAUGUUCGUGGAAAGAAGGAAAUUGAAUUCCUUGAGUUGAAGCAAGGUAAUGGUACCGUAGCUGAGUAUGCUACAAAGUUUGAGGAGUUGAUCAAAUUUUGUCCCCAUUACAAUACUGCUAAUGCUGAGAGAUCCAAGUGUCUUAAGUUUGUGAAUGGCUUGAGACCUGAUAUCAAGAAGGCAAUGGGUUACCAACAUAUUACUAGGUUUUUUGAGUUGGUUAACAAGAGUAGGAUCUAUGAUGAGGAUAGCCGUGAGAGUGAUGCUCAUUACAAGUCCUUGCAUGAUAAGAAAGGAAAAUGGCAAUUCCAAGGGAAACCGUAUGGUGGUAAGAAGAAAGUUGGUGAUGGCAAGAAGCCGAGUGAGGGAGGAUCUCACACUCAUGUCAAGUGA
This is a messenger RNA of Lathyrus oleraceus (garden pea), 456 nucleotides long. RefSeq lists its product as uncharacterized. Bases 1 to 456 code for a protein of 151 amino acids. The transcript has 2 exons. Lineage: Eukaryota; Viridiplantae; Streptophyta; Magnoliopsida; Fabales; Fabaceae. The record is from RefSeq and is a predicted model, not a curated record.